Messenger RNA from Funneliformis caledonium, 3141 nucleotides. The record is from the annotation of a GenBank genome assembly. NCBI's taxonomy places the organism in Eukaryota, Fungi, Glomeromycota, Glomeromycetes, Glomerales, Glomeraceae.
AUGUCACACGCAGCUGAUGAAUUAUGCAUAAAUGAACUAGUUGAACGUAUUCAAGAAUUUCUUUUGUAUAACCCGGAAUUAAUAUUAACAAAUCUCGUUUUAAUUCAUCGAUUUGUUACCGAAUAUGAUCAUUUUACAGAAUUACAAACUUUUUGUCUUAAUACGAUUAAUCAAGAUCCUGCGAUAUUUUUUGAGGCCAAAGAUUUUAUUACGAUAGAUCAAAAUACAUUAUUAUUUAUACUUAAAGCCAGUAAUCUUAUUAUGAAAGAAAUUGAUUUAUGGAAUAAAAUAGUUGAAUGGGGAAUUGCACAAGAUCCUUUACUCUCACAUGAUAUUAAGACGUGGACAUCCGAUCAUUUUUCAACGUUUCGAAACAUAGUACAACCAUUCGUUAAUUGUAUUAAAUUUUCGCUAAUAAGUCAGGAUGAUUUCUUUGAAAAAGUUCGACCUUUUAAUCAAGAAAUUGGGGUAGAAUCAUUAUCAUCAGGAAUCGGAACAUAUAAUUUGAAUAAUGCUAGAUGUUCUAGGGUAAAAGACCCUAAUUGCGCUUUUUAUAAUUGUGCAGAUUCGGGUCCGAGUUUUGGUGGAUCCGAAACAGAUUUACAAUUAUGGGGAAAUUUCAAUGAAGAACGUUAUUCGACUCCUUUUACGCAGCAGACAACCAGGAUGCAACCUAACGAUCCUUCAAUUGUUCAAGGUGGAAAUGAAAUUCCUUCUCCGCCACUAUUAAAUGAUGGCAUCGCAAACGAACAACCACCAAUUAACUUAGUUCAGCAAGGUAUCAUCACGAAUACGGACUCCUUUAGUGCCGACAACAUGCAAAGUUCGGAAGAACAAAUAACUUUUAGGCUUUCGGUCCAAACUCAAGAUGAUGAGCCUUCCGAUAAUUUACUUACUAGUGAUUUUAGUCAAAUUAUGAACACGAACUUAUUUUCCGGGGAUUAUUCGCGACACGGCCAACAAAGUGAUGGUACUGAUUCUAACCCUCAAGUUGAAACGUUGUCCAAAGAAUCUCAAGAAAAAAACAGAGAGAAAAGCAAAUCUACUCAAUCCCAAUCCGAUGAUUCUACAAUUGCUUUCCGAAAAAAACCGAAUUUUGGAAAUGACCUUGACAAGGUUGAUCCCAAAAAAAAUAUUCGUAAAGUUCUUAAAAAUCACAAAUAUUAUUCGAUUGAUUCAAUUGAAAAUGGCAAAGAUUUGGCUGAAUAUAUUCCUGGUAUGUAUCGGUUGUUAGACUUAUACAAAGAUGAUGGUUCGAAUGGACUUGUGGAUAAAAUAAUUAUUUCAAAGGAUUCUUUAAAGAAACUAUGCAACGAUAUGGUUCCGUUAAGUUUCAAGUCUAUUUCUGAAAUUAAUUAUACGAAACUGAAUUCAAUUUCGUUUCGACUUGUUGGGUGUUACGGAAUUCACAAUUUAAUCGUAAAACUUUUGUUCGAGAAAAAUAUUAUCGAUCAACGAAUACGUGAUUUGCUUAUAGCCUCGCAAUCUUCUGUGAACAACGCAAAUAAGCCUUCUUUACGUCCUGGUAUUUAUUUGUUCGUUGUGAAUGCAGAUUUGGGUUUAGUUAUUCAUUGGCCUGAAAUUGGAUGUUAUGAGGAAAAUGCUUCUUCGCAACGUAAAAAGAAUAUGACUAAUCUACAUAGAUAUUUGACAAAGCUUACUGACCAUCAGCUUUGUCUUAUGAGCGAUGAAGACCUGGAAAGUUUCGAUUGGAAAUUAGACAAUUCUGAUAUUGAUUCAGAAGAUGAAGAUGAUGAAUCUCGUUUCGAGUUUGAAGUAAAGAAAAGCCAGGAAGAACAGGAAAACUUCAUAAUCUAUCCCGGUUUCAAGGUGGAUUUGUCUGAAAAAAUAAAAGCUGAAAUAAAUAAUAAUGUUCAAGAUGAUAUACCUUUACAUCCCAUUGUUGUUGAAUCAGCUAAAAACCAAUCGUUCGUUACCAGACAAUUAAUAAAGUCGACUUCUCAAUUACGUCCAAACAUUUUAUUUCUUUCUACAAUUGAAUUUUCACAAGAACUUCAGACUAUACUGCAAGGACGACGUUUACAAAUUAAUCGUGAAAAAAUGAGCAUGAAAUCUUUAGAGAUUUUGAUUAAACACGGAUUAAAAAUGGAAGAUGAACUUUUGGAGCCAUUACAUGAAGCAAUAGAAGCUGCAAGGUUGAAAAGUGAAAUAAAGAAAAAUCAAGAAAAGAAUGCUACAAAGUUUAUUGUCGAAAAUUCCUUCUUUCAGGCAAAUAUAGGUGAUGAGGAAAGGAUUCAUGAUAAAUAUCCUGACAUAGAAAGUCAAAUUAAUGAAAAAAUUAAAAUCAAUUCCAAAGCUUGGCAACAAUUAAAAAGAAGAUACAUUUUAACUACGAUAAUAAUUAAGAAAAUAAUAGAAUCGGCUGGAGAAAACAGUGAAGAAAUUGCAGAAUCUACAAUAGAGAUUUUUAAAAAUAUGUUCACGGAUUCAGAAACUGAUGCACAUAAAUUAGUAAAAAAGUAUACUGAAAAACAACAACCUUGGUAUAAAUUACAAGCUAUUAUUUGGGAUCUUAUCGUUAAGUCUUUCAAUUCUACAAAAAUUAAUCGCGCAAUCGACGAUUCGAUUAAAAUAUCCAAAAAUAUGUUAGAUAAACAAUUUGUACAAGACCUUAAUAGUUCAGCAUUUUUUGGAGAAUUUGAUGAGAUCAAAAAAAAUGUCAUAGAAGCUUUCUUUGAAGAAUACAAAAAAUGGAGAAAUAUCACUUUUCCCAAUAACAUUAAAGAAAUUCUGCCAAAAGUUUCUGAAUUAACAGAAAAGUUAAAUGAAGAAUUUGAGCAAGAGAAACUAGAAAUUGAAACUCAUGAAUUUGAAAGAAUUUGUAAUGUAAUAGAAGAAAAAUAUCAAAAUGGACUUAUGCAGUUGAAUAUACUAAAUAUAGUAACAGAUUCUAAUUAUCCUAAUCGAUUACGAUUCCAACAUGAAAUUGAAACAACGCAGCCAAAUCAGUUGCAGAUAACUAUUUACGAAACUUCAUUAGAUGAAGCAGAUACCUUUCAACUUCAAGAUAAUGGGCUUCACAUUCCAAAUCUAACAUUACCUAUACAAUAUCAAUGUGGCUUCACUUUCCAGAUUGAUCCUGCAAUUUACGAUUUCAGGCAAUUAUUAAUAUUUUUAUAA